Molecule: messenger RNA, 3191 nt
Organism: Esox lucius (northern pike)
Lineage: Eukaryota; Metazoa; Chordata; Actinopteri; Esociformes; Esocidae
Gene: plk4
Product: polo-like kinase 4 (Drosophila)
Exons: 14
Coding region: 190-2889 (899 amino acids)
Biological process (GO): protein phosphorylation
Molecular function (GO): protein kinase activity; protein binding; ATP binding
Source: RefSeq, a predicted model, not a curated record
CAGUCACGUGACGCCGAGAGUAACGGGCGGAUAUUUUCAAAAUGGAAGAAAGGAGAAAGUUUUGGAGGGGAUUAAAAUACCAACAUUUACUUGUUUUAUCGAAGGUCGAUUACAUCCGCUGAGGAGUUCAAACGAAUAAACAUGCGUUGAAUCAUCGUUUUGAAACGGUUGGAAAGAUCAAGAAGCAAGAUGAGUGUUUCAAUCGGUGAUAAAAUCGAGGAUUUCAAAGUUCUUACCCUCCUUGGCAAGGGAUCAUUUGCAUGUGUUUACCGGGCAAAGUCAGUGAACACUGGCUUGGAGGUGGCAAUUAAAAUGAUCGACAAGAAAGCCAUGCAUAAAGCAGGUAUGGUCCAGCGAGUGAGUAAUGAAGUUGAGAUUCAGUGUCGACUGAAGCAUCCAUCAAUUCUAGAGCUGUACAAUUACUUUGAAGACAGUAACUAUGUGUACUUAGUGUUGGAGAUGUGCCAUAAUGGAGAGAUGAGUCGAUACUUGAAAGAAAGGAAGGUGCCCUUCUCCGAGGAUGAAGCACGGCACUUCAUGCAUCAAAUUGUGAAAGGCAUGCUAUACCUGCAUACACAUGGCAUCAUGCAUCGGGACUUGACCCUCUCUAAUCUGCUGCUGUCGAGCAACAUGAACCUAAAAAUAGCUGACUUUGGCCUAGCCACCCAAUUAAAGCUCCCCAGCGACAAGCACUUCACUAUGUGUGGCACACCCAAUUACAUCUCCCCAGAGGUGGCCACCCGCAGUGCCCAUGGUCUGGAGUCUGAUGUCUGGUCUCUGGGCUGCAUGUUCUACGCCUUCCUGAUGGGCCGGCCCCCGUUUGACACAGACACAGUGAAGCACACCCUGAACAAGGUCGUCCUCGGGGAGUAUAGCAUGCCCAGCCACGUGUCUCAGGAGGCCCAGGACCUGAUCCACCAGCUGCUGAGGAAGGACCCUGGACAGCGGCCUAGCCUGUCUGCCGUGCUGGACCACCCCUUCAUGACCCAAAGCCUGCUGGCCAGGACCAAGGAGCUGAGCCUGGGGGAACCGGGCUCCAUGGACAGCGGCAUCGCCACCAUCUCCACAGCCUGCGCCUCAUCUGGCUCCGGCAGUAGCCGUCUCCAGAGAAGAGCCAGGCGUGGGAUGGGACCCGCCCUGCCUAACCGCAUGACGCCUGUCCCCACCCUGACGCGGCCAUCCAGCGACGCCUGCCUUGACGGGCCUGACCAUUGGCAGGAGCAGCACCCCGACAGAGCAGGCAGGAGCAGGGCAGCUCCAGGCGGGGGGAAUGGAAGGCCCCACUCCCGUUACCUACGGAGGGCUCACUCCUCGGACCGAUCCAGCUCCUCGGCCACUUCCACCCGUGAGCUGGAGAGGUGCCACUCUGAGGAGACGCUUACUGGGUUGGGGAGACUGGCCUUUCCUGUCUCCUCCAGCUAUAAAGACACAACACCGCCCUUUGCAGAGCGUGGACGCCUCCCAUCCCCGCCUGUCAAACAGCCAAGCAGUCCACGGUGUUUAUAUUCAACACAGCAACCAUUCCAGCUAAAGGAGUCAGAAGGGUUACAGAAUUGGUUCAGUAAAGAAGGUCCGUUACCGAGGCCCACCGAUGCCAGUUCUCACAGCAGCAGCGGAGGAAGGGAGCCUCUCGGUGUACAUAACUCCUGGAGCGACAAACCAGCGGGUAGAGGUCCUCACUUCCACCACCCCUCCAACACAGAGUCUUACCGGGAGAACGAGCAGCCAGGUCCUGUGGGAGAGCUGCACAGUCUGUCUAAACCCAGUGGAGAAAAUGACAAGAAGUCCCUGAGAAAUGUGCUCCCUCCCCUGUGUGCCGCCAGACUGAAGCCGAUCAGACAGAAGACUAAGAACGCUGUGGUGAGCAUUCUGGACACAGGAGAGGUGUGUAUGGAGCUGCUCAAGGGCCUGGGCGCUCAGGAGAGGGUCAAAGAGGUCCUCAGGAUAUCCUGCGACGGUUUGAUGGUCACUAUAUUCCAGCCAAAUGAGGGGAAGGGUUUUCCUGUGCUAGACCACCCCCCUGCUCCUCCUGAAGACAUACUGAUCUGCAGCUAUGAGGACCUACCAGAGAAGUACUGGAAGAAAUACCAGUAUGCCUCCAAGUUUGUGCAGCUUGUGAAAUCCAAGACUCCCAAGGUUACCCUCUACACCAAGUACGCCAAAUGUAUGCUGAUGGAGAACUCCCCCAAGGCAGACCUGGAGGUUUGCUUCUACGAUGGAGCAAAGACCCACCUGACAUCGGAGCUGGUCCGGGUGGUGGAGAAGACUGGGAAGUCGUACACGGUGAAGGGGGAGGUGGGUCUGAGCGGCCUCAGCCCAGAGAGCAGGGUCUACGUGGAACUGUCUGACGAGGGCCACAGAAUGUGUCUAUCUCUAGAGGCGGCCAUCACUGCAGAAGAGCAGCACAGUGCCAAGAGCACCCCAUUCUUCCCCAUCACCAUUGGCAGGAGGCCUGCCACCCCAGACACCUCCUGCUCGUUGUCCCAACCUGGCCCUGCUGACGGGGUGUCACCACCCCAGCCCCCACGCAUCACUCCCUCUAUGAUCUCCUACAACGGGUCCGACUUCACCUCAGCCAGUAUGAAGAAAACCACCGCGCUGACAGUCAGUCUCGACCACGCCACCAACGCGGGGAAGGUGCUCAAGUCUGUGUUUGUGCCAAAUAUUGGUUGGGCCUCCCAGCUGACCAGUGGGGAGGUGUGGGUGCAGUUCAAUGAUGGCUCCCAGCUGGUGGUGCAGGCGGGGGUCUCCUGUAUCAUCUACACGUCUCCAGAGGGACGGACCACCAGGUACAAGGAGAACGAGAAGCUGCCAGAGCCUGUGAAGGAGAAGCUGCACUGUCUGUCCACCAUCCUGGGCCUGCUGGCCAGUCCAGCAGCGUGCCGCUGAAUCCAGAGGCUCUUACCCUGUCAGGUCCUUGUACAGGGAGGGGCGACUGACCGGCUGUAUACUGAGACAUGCGUACCUCUCAAAUGUGCUUGUAAAUAUGACAUAUGUACAGAUGACAAAUUAUGAAAAGAUAUAUAUUUUCUUAAGUGCCCAUGUUGUAAAGUAUAAUCUUGUUGUUGAAAAAGUGUGCGUGUGUGUGUUUGCGCAAGUCUUUUUAAAUGUGUCUAUGUUGUCUGUUGUUUAACCAUUAUUUCCAUGAAAUGUAAUUCAAAAAAGCUCAAGCAAUAAACAUCUGCAGGCUG